This is a messenger RNA of Colletotrichum abscissum, 1095 nucleotides long. Its product is annotated as major royal jelly protein. The record is from RefSeq and is a predicted model, not a curated record. The transcript has a single exon. Bases 1 to 1095 code for a protein of 364 amino acids. Lineage: Eukaryota; Fungi; Ascomycota; Sordariomycetes; Glomerellales; Glomerellaceae.
AUGAGGGGUCGUUCUCUUACUCUCGCCACUUUGGCGUUAACAGCGCAGCUCGUUUCAGCUCUUGCACCCGGUCUUGAAAUCGCCCUUACCUUGGACCGCGCAACUCAAGGCAUCAGUAUCUCGACUGAUGGACGAAAAUUCUUGACGCAGAGAUAUUCUACGACGGAUGCACCUCAAGCCGUAGAGCUUCUUAGCAACGGCACGACUGUUCUGUACCCCGACUCAACGUGGAACUCCUGGACCUCAAACUCCACCCUGGACCCCAAGAAGGCCUUUGUCAGCAUUGAUGGUGCUCGCAUCGGCCCCGAUGGACGAUUCUGGAUCGUCGACGGCGGUACCACUGAUAGUGAUCGCAAUCUUAUCAAUGGAUCUAGCAAGCUCGUUGGCAUCAACCUCGAGAGCAACCUCGUCGACAAGGCAUACUAUCUCGAUAACCUUACAGAGACCGGUAGUGUCAUCGACGAUGUCCGUUUCAAUGGAAACUACGCCUAUCUCAGCGAUACACUUGGUGCAUUGGUGGUGAUGGAUCUUACCACUGGUCAAGGUCAGCGUGUACUCGUGGGUCACAGCUCGGCUCUGGCCUGGUUCCCCAUGGCCUACAACGGUAGUCUUGUGCCGGGGUACCAGGGCGGAACCAGCACUCUUUCCGUUGGCCUCGAUCAGAUUGAGGUGUCCCCUGAUGGUGUCUAUCUGUACUAUCAGCCUUGCAACGGCGGCAUGUACCGCGUUAAGACCGAAUUCGUCAACGGAGCCUUGACGAACAGCACUCUUGCUGCCAACCUCGGAUACUACGUUGAGCCAUUCGCCCUGACCCCUUCCACUGGGGGCACCACUAUUGACGGAGACGGAAACAUCUACGUUAGCGACACCAACCUCCUCGCUAUCUGGAAAGUCAAGCCGGACGGAACUUCGUCCAUCCUUGUUCAGGAUGAUGCUCUGGUGUGGACCGAUCUGAUGUGGGUGGAUGCGAACAAGACCCUUUGGCUUCCCGCCUCGCAGAUGCGGCCCGGGGCGAACGGACUAAUGGCCGAUGGUCCUCACAACAUUUUGACCUUUCCCAUCGAGGCGGGUCCGUCUUUGAUUGACCAUGCCUAA